Messenger RNA from Venustampulla echinocandica, 2166 nucleotides. RefSeq lists its product as uncharacterized. The transcript is spliced from 6 exons. NCBI's taxonomy places the organism in Eukaryota, Fungi, Ascomycota, Leotiomycetes, Helotiales, Pleuroascaceae. Gene Ontology annotation, biological process: Golgi to plasma membrane transport. Gene Ontology annotation, molecular function: protein binding. Gene Ontology annotation, cellular component: exomer complex. The coding region runs from base 1 to 2166 and encodes 721 amino acids. The record is from RefSeq and is a predicted model, not a curated record.
AUGGUUGCGCCAGCUGUUCCGGAAAUCACGGAGGAGAUUCUCCAUGAGUCGAUUGAUGCACGAACGGACAUCUUGUCAUCGCUGCGAGAGUUAGGCCCCCCAGAUCUGGUUCAAUUGAUAAAACAAGCUCCGAGAAAUCCUGGGAAGCAGACUGGGGUGUAUCACCAUGUUACUGGAGUGGAUGCAUCUUCGUCUGCCAGUCUGGCAGCAUACAUUAAUACUCUCACAUACAAAGAAAACCAUCAAUCCACCACCAAGAUAGUUGAAGGCGUUUAUUGUUGCUAUAAUGCAUUCUCGCGACUCGACAUGCGGGUGCAUGUAACGAUACCCGGAAGCGUUGACGGCUACUGCAUCGAUGAGCGUGGGGAGAAGAGACAAGCUUCGGAUGAGUUGUGGCUGGAAACAUAUCUUUGCAGUGUUUUACGUGCAUACUCAUAUGCAGAUGACGGGAGUGGAGACAUAAUCAAGAAGAUCAUGGCGGUUAGGAGGUUUAACCCGGUCACCAAUACAGAAACUGAGCACCGUUUCCUACAAGCAGCUGAGCAGUUAUUCUUCAGGGGUUGGCAACUCGGCUCUGAUUCGGUUGUUCAAGUUCCCAACAAUGUCUCGAAUCAUCUCACUGCCGGACUUCUCAAAUACUUCCGUACAACUGGGCGAUUCGCAUCAGGAAUCAACCUGUUCGAAAAACUCCGAACCCGAAAUGUCGAAGUCUCAUCGCUCCUGGCAAAGGUCCUAUUUAUGGCCAACGAGGGAGUUCAGGCUGUCAGAGUGUUGCACGAGUCGGUUAAACAGUCACCUAUGGAUUAUGUGAUGCUUGAUACACAAGCAGAAUUUUUAAAGAACAAGGCCCUCAAUCCGAAUACUCCCGAGCUCAAACAGGAAAGAUUACGGAUGGCACUUGGUUGUGCAGAUCGAAGCACCGUUGCUGCUCCCAGCGAGUUUGGUACAUGGGCGAGAUUGGCAGAAGUCUACGUUGCUAUGGAGGACUGGGAAAAUGCGUUGACCACUCUAAAUUCCUGUCCUAUGUUCACAUACCAGGACAAAGAUGCCCCAGUCAUGCCAGAACCCAAGGAAAUUUACUUGCCUAUCCUACCGGAAGCUCGUUUGGAUGAACUUGAGACCGAGCCGGAAUCGAAAUAUGGUGAGCCGACCCACCCAAGUCUAUCAAAUCUCCGAGCCGCCCAGUACCGAGGGACAUUUAAGCACGCCUACAGCAUAUUGACCGAAAUGACCGCGAAGAUUGGAUGGGAUCAGCUGCUGAAGAUUAGGAGUAAUGUGUUUGUGAUGGAGGAAGAAUACCGCAGCGAGAAACAGCCGCCUGCUGGCCAACAAGGUGAUACAGACAAGCGUAACCCAAGCACAGACGUACUGAGAGGAAGUCCAGGUCCUCCGGUAAAUGGCGACGACCACACCGACGACGGAAAGAGCACGAAUGGCGGCGCAGCCUUGCCUUCCGUAGUGGCAGAGAACGGGCCGGCAGAGAACGAAUCGGCAGAGAACGAAUCGGCAGACAACGAACCGGCAGAGAACGGGCUGGCAGAGAACGAGCCGGCAGUAGAUGAGCCGGUAGAGAAGCCAUCGCACACAGUGACGCCAGAGGAAGCCAAGGGAGGCAAUGAAGAUUCCGAAGCAACAGAAGAGCAACUGUCCAGAUUCAACAAUAAACGACUAUGUGAACGCUGGCUUGAUAGCUUAUUCAUGGUGCUCUACGAAGACCUCCGGAUAUACACGAUCUGGCGCACUGAAAUGGCCCAAUAUCGGGCCCAAUCCAUGCAAUACAAGAAAUCUGCCGAAGAAUGGGAAAUACUUGGCUCACUUGCAGACCGUCUCCAUCACCACAGCGAAGCCGUGGAAGCUUACCGAGCAUGUCUGGCUAUCCGCUUCUCUCCAAAAGCUCUAUUUGGCAUCCUCGCCGAUCUCGAAAAGAACAAGAACACGCGCGAGACUGUUGCAGCUGUGAUCCGCCUAAUCACCUGGCAGUAUAAAUGGUACUCGGAGUUUAGCCCAGAAUUGCUUCUAACAAUACGCACAUUGAUCGAGGACGAGGGCGCCGUGAAAGUCAGGAGCAUCAUCCAGGCCACAAGCAUGCCACAGAACGUGUUAGAUUUAACGCACCAUUACGCGGCGCUCUGCGCAGCGUUUAGGAGCAGUGGAACGGAGGCUUGA